AUGCAAGUGACACCCGAUCGCUCUGGGGGUGUUUUCGGCGGAGGAUGGAGAAGCCCCACACCCUCUCUCUUCGCUGAAUUGGCGCGGGGCGAGCGGCAGCUAUGGCGCAUGUUUUGUACGAACGAAUAUCUCCGGCUAGAUGUGACUGAUCAAGCGAAUCACCAGCUUCCCUGCUCGACUUGGUGUCUUUUGAUUGCACCUUCCCAGCCGCCGCAAUUAUUUCCCUGCUUGCAGGUGCGAGGUAACUCAAUACGGUCCUUCUACACUUCAGGACAGUCAGAAUUUGGGUCUGGAAAACAGCAAUCGCCUCUGCUCUUAGUUGAAUCUUUUUUUACAGAACAAGGAGGAUCUGAUGCAGUAGAUCGCAACGAAAUGGCGGUUCCUGUCGCGCUCGCGUUGUCGGCGCGUCUUCUCGAUUCGAAGCUUCCACCAACCAGCGAGUCGAUGCGACGACCGCUGCAGAAAUGCGUUGGCAAUGCAUAUCACGACCAUCACGAUGAAACGUUUACGAAGAUUCUCAAACUUCCAACUCUGCCAUCCUCCAUUCUCGAGGAAGCGCUCCCUAAUUACAACGAAUGCAUAAAUGAUUGCCCACCAGACUACACAAAUAGCGAUGCACUUGCGAUACUGAACCUCGAUCCACCUGCUUAUGCGCCAUCGCCCUCUGCUCCGAGAUGUUGCUCUCAAGAACGCAAAGAAAAGUCACGCUGCUCGACUGAACCGAAGGUCGACUUUGGAUACCGCGAGAACUUGCGCGAGCACAAGAAGAAGAAAAAGGGCGCUGCAGCAAAGAACAAGUGGGACAGCGACAACGAAGAAGAAAAGAAGCCCGAAGGCGACAACAAUGGUGACCAGCCAGGCGAUGCUGGUGGCAGUGGAGGAGCAGACGGUGCUGGUGGAGAGGGAGGAGGAGGCAAUGAUGAUGAUGACUGGGAUGAUGGCAAGAAGAAGGGCAAAAAGGACAAGAAGAAAAGCGGUUUCAGCUGGGAUGCUCUAGAGGAUGAGGACAACAAAGAUGAGGAAGAGAAGACGAACGAUCCACCGCUUGUCGAGGAAGCUCCCGCAGAAGAAGAUGAUUGGGCAGGCUUCACGACUGCAUCCAGCAAGAAGAAGAAAAAGAAGGGCAAGAACGCCGAUCCUGAGCCUCCACCCGACGAUUUUAAGCCCGACGAUGGUCCACCAAAGGUUGAUGUCGACUUUGGUAAUAGCAACACGUUCAGCUUCGGCAGUAAUGGAGCUUGGGGAACCAAACCGACAGAGGAUGAUGGGUGGGCUACCUUUGGCGGCAGCAAGAAGGACAAGAAAAAGAAAACGAAUGCCUUCAAUUUUGGUUUCGGGGAUGCGGAUGAUGGAGCAAUGCCUGGAGAAUCCGCGCCUCCGCCAGCAGAGGAAGAGGCAAAGGCAGACGACAACCCCUGGGCUGCAUUUGGUUCGGGGAAGAAGAAGAACAAAGGUGGUGCUGUUGAAGAACAUCCACUGCCGUCUCCUGAACCCGAGCCGGAGGCCGUUGUCGUUCAGAGCCCAGAUGAGCCUGCUGACGACUUCUCUUGGGCUAUGAGCUCCAAAGACAAAAAGAAGGCGAAAAAAGCCGCCAAAGCCGCCGCGCUUGCUGCCCCUGAGCCUGAACCAGAACCUAUCGCUGUUGUCGAAGAGCCACCUCCCGAACCUGAAGCCGCUCCCGCAGAGCCUGAACCAGCUCCAGUGGAUGACUUUACCUGGGGUAUGAGUGCAAAGGACAAAAAGAAGGCAAAAAAAGCUGCGAAGAAGGCAGGAAAUGCUUUUGAGUCUAUCGCUGAACCCGAACCACCAACUCCUGCUGCUGAGCCUGAACCCGAGCCACCCGUUGUUGCAGUUGUUGAAGAACCUGCUCCAUCAGCUGCUGAACCCGAAGCCGUGGAUGACUUCUCUUGGGCAAUGAGCUCAAAGGACAAAAAGAAGGCAAAGAAGGCAGCCAAGAAGAGCGCUUUCGACUGGUCGGAACCCGACCCUCCUGCUGCGCCGGAUCCGCCUCCCGUUGAACAAGCACCACCCAAUCCUGACGAGUCCACCGCCCUUGCUAUUCCAGAGCCUCCGCAAGACGACUGGUUUGGCUGGGGCACUGCGGGCAAGAAGAAGGGCAAGAAAGGCGCUGAGGAGAUUCCACCAGAGGUUCCCCCACCUCCACCUGCUGCUCCCAAGCCUGCUGUUGAGGAGAGCAGUAGUUCAUGGUCAUUUGGUUGGGGUUCAUCUUCAAAAAAGGACAAGAAGAAGAGCAAGUCUCCUGAACCCGAGCCAAUUACUGUACCCGAGCCCGUGCUUGAGGAUCCGGUUGUCAUGGUCCCCGAAUCUAUCGACGAGCCUAAAGCAGAAGAAGAUGACUGGGCAGGCUGGGCUACUGGCAAGAAGUCAAAGAAGAAGGGGAGUAAGAACGCGCCUGUAGAGAUUGUGGAACAUGUAUACGAUGUUCCUGUCCAGCAACCCGAUCCUGCACCUGCCGAAGAAGAUGCAUGGGCUGGGUGGAGUGUCGGUAAGAAGGAGAAGAAGAAAGGUAAGAAGGCUGGUGAGAUUCCUCCACCCUCCUUGCCUGCAAUCGAACCACCACCUGUUGAAGUGGUCGAGCCGGAAGUAGAAGUACCUGUGCCUCCACCCGAAGCAGAAGCUCCUGUCGAACAACCCCUUGCGGAUGAUCCUUGGGCUUCAUUUUCGACCAAGAAGAGUAAGAAAGACAAGAAAAAGAAGGGCUCAAGCACUGAAGAAAUGGAGCCGGUGGUUGAAGUACCGCCUCCGCCCUCUGAGCCCGAACCCCAACAAAUUGUCGACUUACAAGAGCCUGAAACCGAGCCAGAACCUAUUGCUGUACUUGAGUCUCCACCUGCUGAGCCUGUCAAAGAGGUCAAGAAGAAAGAAGUCAAGACCUCCUCCGGCUGGGGUAGCAGUCUGUGGGGCAGUUCAAGCAAGUCCAAGUCUUCGUCCAAGGACAAAGAGAAGGAGAAAGAGAAAGAGAGAGCAAAGAAGGAGAAGGAGGAGAAGGAACGUCAAGAACGGGAAGCAGAAGAACAGCGCAAAGCGGACGAGGAAGCAGCAUUCGCAGCAGCUCUCGCCGAUGAGCCAGUUGACCUACUCCCCAAGCCUGCACCUGUGGCUGAGCAAUCUGCUACUACAGGUUACUGGGGUACGUUUUUGAAGCCGACCGCCGUGAGCAAGACCGUCGAGGAACCUAUUGUACCUAAAGGCAAGGUCGAUACUGGUGCCAAGGAGUCCGUCAAGGACAGAAUCAAGCGAUUGCAAGGUGAGACUACCAAAGAUCAAGUGGUUGUUGUACCACCUGCCCCUCCUGCACCCGAGCCGCUCCCAGAAACCGACGUUGUCGUGGUGCCCGAACCAGAGGUCAUCAUUGUGCCUGAACCACCCGUGGUCGAAGAGGCAUUAGCCAAGAAAUCGCCAAAGGACAAAAAGAAGAAGAAAGGUAGGGAGAAAGAGCCAUCGCCUCCACCUCCACCAGCUACUAUUGAGAUCCCGCCACCUGUUGCUGAAGUACCUCCUUCCCUGAGUCCUAUUCCGGGCGGCUUCCCUGAGGAUGACGUCGAAAGCGAUGUGUUGGCCGAUGUACCUGCUGUGCCACCACCCAUCGUCGCUAAUACCUCGGCCGAUGCACCUGUCGAGCCACCUCCUCUUGAUGCAGUAAAACCGUCUGAAGUGAUGCCCAAGCCCUCUUCCGACAAGAAGCCGGUCAAAGACAAAGGGAUAUCUGCCAGAAAGGAAGCUAAGAGAAUUACGAAAUCCUCGCGCCCGGCUGUUGUUGAUCUUUCAGCGCCGAGUACACCUGCUGCCGAGAGCAAGUCUGUCAAGAAAGAACGACCAAAGGUUGUCCGCGACCCGACGGGAAGUUCACAUUGGGGUCUGUGGGGAACAACAUCCAAGGCUGAGGCGAAGAAGGAACGCAGGCCGAGCAAAGACACGACAACUCCCACCAUCAAGCGAUCUGCUGCUCCUGCACUGACGCGGUCAAAAUCAGCACGAAAACCUAACGAACGCGAUUUUUUGGACAAGGCCGACAAGACUUCCAGUGACGAUAAACAAUCAAGAAAGGGUACAAAGGAUCCUGCGACUCCAGCUAAAGGUAUGGGUUUUGGUCUGUUUGGCCCUACACCUACGAGAUCACGUUCGAUGCGACAAUCAAGUUCUACGCCUCGAUCCACUCAGGUCAGAGACUCACGCCGUUCACUUGAUGUGUCCUCGCCGCCUGGCGACAUCGCGAGCAAAGCAGCAAAGUUGAUGGGACUCGGUCCUCGACCAACACUCAGUCGCAGCCAGUCUACACGCGAGAAGCGCAAGUUACGCACUAUCCCGGAUCCCUACGCCAUUGAUCCCGACAACACACCCGACGAUGCUACUCACUCUGCAUCCGUCGACAGGUCUAGCAGUCAUCGCACCAAGAGAUCUAGCCGAAGUGAUCACAAACACGACAAGCGCGAUUCGGCUAUGAUGUCCGGCGGCUUGGGUCCUGCCGUCGAUGAUGGAGGAGAUCCAGUGACAGCACCAGAAGACACUCCGUUUGUGACUCCUUCCCGCCCUACGCUCAGACGCGCAGCAACCACUAGCGCUAGGAAGCCAGCAGGCGGUCUUUUCAGCAACAUCAUCGACUCGCUCAAACCAAAACCUAUAGAGGAUUUUUCACGCCGUCACCGAGAUAGUCAGGUAUAUGACAGCGAAGGUGGUUCUGCACGUCAUCGCAGACAUCGCACACCACACUCUUCACACCGCGACGAGGAUGAUGACUCCAAACGCCAUCUCCGUCGCGAGCACAGACGUGUCCGUCGUUCUGAAGACGUUCCGUCUACUCCACUAGAUGACCACACUCCCACGCCUCCAAUAGACAACACGGAAUCUGAAGACCGCGAACGCAGGCGUGCAGAGCGCAGAGCCAAGCGUGCGGCACUGGAAGCGGCAGAAGAAGAAUUACGUGCACGAGAGAAAGCUUCGAGAAACAGAGAGCAUGAAGUGGCCGAACGCGAUAGACAAGAUCUGGAAGACCAACGGAGACGUCAACGACGAGCAGAACGCCAUGCUUCACGCCGCUCUAGUGCUAUUGAUGUGGAUCGCAAACCGCACCUGCAUCGCUCGUCUACAGCGCCUGUACAAUCCUACUUCGAUGCGCGCGCACCUCAUCGCGAUGCCAAUGGUCGAGACCCUCGUAGUCCUCCCAAAGACAAAACCUCCUCAUGGGUUCACAGUGUAACUUCUUCGCCACCGCUGCCUCCACCGCUCCAACCUACAAUACUGGAUGUGCCUCCCAUUGAUUCAGCUGCCGAUGAUGCUGACCUACACGAUGAUGAAAGCACAGCUCGUGAGCUUCGCCGUCGCCAUCGUAGAGACCGCGAAUCACGAGGCAUCGAAACAGAGGAGGAUCGUAGGAGACGCAAACGCAAGGAGCUGCGUCGACGUGAAGAGGAGCUUGCCUCCCGUGAUCGCGACAGUGAGGCCAGGAGGGACAGGGUAAGCAACAAAGCCUACAACAGCCUUGGAUAUGAUGGCUUCGAGACGCAGAGGACAUGGGACGGAAGAGUUGUUGGCGGUGAAACAAGAGGAGGAGUCAAGGAAGAGAUUGCUAGACGAACUCAGGGAUGGUUCAAGAAAGUCGCUGGGUUGUGA
This is a messenger RNA of Aureobasidium melanogenum CBS 110374, 5631 nucleotides long. RefSeq lists its product as uncharacterized. NCBI's taxonomy places the organism in Eukaryota, Fungi, Ascomycota, Dothideomycetes, Dothideales, Saccotheciaceae. The record is from RefSeq and is a predicted model, not a curated record. The transcript has 3 exons. Bases 1 to 5631 code for a protein of 1876 amino acids.